AUGAAGCUGCUUGUUUACUUAGUCUUGCUUAAGACAGCUCUCCUGGCUUUAACAAAUGUCUUUGCGGUUGUUCUAGAAGAUGAAAAGGAUGCUAAAGAAGGAAAAAUUACUGGUACUUGUCCUAUAAAGCUCAAAACUAAUGGGGAUUGUGAUGAAGGAGAGGAUUGUCCAUAUCAGAUAAAUCUGCCCCCAAUGACUAUCCAGCUACCCAAACAAUUCAGAUUGAUUGAGAAGACUCUCAAAGAAGUACAGACCCUUAAAGAAGCAGUAAACAAGCUGAAGAAGUGUUGCCAAGAUUCCAAGCUGCAGGCAGAUGACAACCAAGAAAGAGACAGGAGUAAUGAACUCCUGCCACCUAAUGCAGAAACUCCAGCAGAAAACAGUGAAAUCCAAGACAACAGAGUAAAGGAACUGCAAAGCAAAGUGAACAGAAUGGCAACCAGCUUAAAAAAUGCAAAGAACCAGAUUCAGACCCUGCAGGGUCGUAUAGAGAAGAUGAGUCUCCUGAAUAUGAACAAUGUGGAACAUUAUGUUGACAGCAAAGUUGCUAAUUUGACGUUUGUUGUGAACAGUCUUGAUAACAAAUGUUCUUCUAAGUGCCCAGCAAUGCAACCAAGACCUGUUAUGCAAAUAAUGCAGAGAGACUGUGCAGAUCUUUAUACAGCAGGCAAAAGGAGUAAUGGGAUCUACUACAUUACCCCUGACCCCAGAAAUAACAGCUUCCAAGUUUAUUGUGACAUGGAAACACAAGGAGGCGGCUGGACGGUGCUACAGCGGCGUCAGGAUGGUAGCACCAACUUUAACAGAACGUGGAAUGACUACAAAAAUGGCUUUGGAAACCUCAGCAGGGAGUUUUGGCUGGGGAAUGACAAAAUUCACCUCCUGACAAAGAGCCAGGACAUGCAACUGAGAAUUGAACUUGAAGAUUUCAAUGGUAUCAGAGAGUACGCUAAAUAUGAACAUUUCUAUGUGGCCAAUGAGUACCUGAAGUACCGUUUAAGUGUUCAUGGCUAUAGCGGCACGGCAGGAGAUGCCCUUCACUACAGCAGGCAUUACAACCAUGAUCAGAAGUUCUUCACAACUCCUGACAAGGACAAUGACAGGUAUGCCUCAGGAAAUUGUGGGGCAUACUACAGCUCUGGCUGGUGGUUCGACGCAUGCUUGUCUGCCAACCUCAAUGGCAAGUACUAUCACAAGAAGUACAAAGGUGUUCGUAAUGGAAUCUUCUGGGGUACGUGGCAUGGUGUUUCGGAUGAUACUCCCAGUGGAUAUAGGCAAGCCUUUAAAUCAGUAAAAAUCAUGAUCAGACCCAAAAGCUUUGUGCCUUAAUUCUAUACCUUCUCUUAACUAGUUUGCUUUGGAUUGCACUCAAGAUGAUAUUUACUCAGUGUUAUACUCAGAAUUCAUAUAUUCAGUUAUGUUUGUUGUAACAUAGUUCUAGACAACAUAUUUCCGUGGUGUUUCCCAUGUAAUUAUCAAAGACAGCAUGAAUGAUUCUGAACAGUUGUUGCUAAAACUUAGCAUAGGUUAAGUCUUGGUAUUGUUAUAUAAAUGUUCUAAACAUUGCUUUUGGUGCUUUUACUGUAUGUGAUACACAAGAUUUUUAAAUAGUCUUCUACAAGUUGUGUCUGAAUGAACGUCUACAUUUUUACCUGAAUAUAACUCAGAGGAAUAUCUGAAAACAUACAAAUUUAUUAAAUACUUAGAAUGAAACUUUGUACCUCUGAUACCGCCCAACUUUUUGUAUCAUCUAUCCUUCACAACUUCAAAGAUAUACCAUGGGAAUGUCAAUAUAAAUUAGGAAAAGUGCAAUAUAAUACUAUUUUUAAAAAAAUAGGGAACAGAGGGCCACAUGGUUUGCUAAAAAAAAAAAAAAAAAAAAAAAAAGCCUUGAAUAAAACUUAGAAAAUGAAGAUGAUUCCUCAAAUCUUAUUCCAUUUAUCAAAGAUUAUUUAAACAAGUUGCUGAAAGAACUGGGUAAAAGCAAGUGGAAAUAAUGCAUAGAGCACGUAAUGAAAGACAAUCUUCUUGCUCGUUUCAAUUCUUCUGUUCAAGCUCAAUGUCCUUUUCAUCAUUUGUGGGAGAAAGGAACUGUUACAUAGCUUUUCACUGAUUUACGUAGGUAGGUGGACAGGUAGGAAGAAGACAUAUCAAGAAUAAUACAAGUCUUUGUAUUAAUGCCUCUAAGUGCAUACCAAAAAAGAGACUUUUAGGAAAAAAAAAAUCUUUUAGGUAAGCCAAAUGUUAUAAGAUGGCUCCUGUAGAGACUCAAGCUCUUAUUUACGGUUCUCACUCUAUGUACCAUUAGACCUUAAAUUAUAUGUAAGAUGAUAAAUAAUUUGUAACACAAGAUUGUGUUCUCCCCAUUUUCUGAGCACCCAUUUUGUAAUCAAAGAAACUUGAGUAAUCCAUUAGCCAUUACAAACAGAAAAGAGAAUAAGUGAAGGAAUAUUUUCUUCUAAAAUAAUAAAAAAAGAAACAAUCAACUUUUUGUAUACUUCAAGUGCAAUUUAAAGACACUGUUAUUAUAGCUCACAUUGUAGAUAGCGAGCACAAAUUUGCCUACACGUACCUAUUGCCUACACUAGAAAAGACAUGUCUCUAUAAUCACAGUGAUUAACAUUCUGAGAGGAGAUGCAAAUUUUCUUAGCAAGAGGUAUUUAGCUAAUGCUAUGUAGCCAAUACCAAUUUUGAGAGGCAGACAAACAAUUCAAUGACUCUAUUUCUUUACCAGUAGAAGUAUGGUCUUUGUUGGCAUAGUCUUUUUGGUUAAAAGAGACAUUUCUUGGCAAUGAUAAGCAACAGAUCUGUGCCAACAAAACUAUAAGCACACACCUGGCCAAAUACUUUACAAGUAAGACCUUUACUGUUUUUAAGAUGAUAACCAAAACUAUCAUGGUUACAAGUGAUGGAAAUGAGAAACAGUGGCAAUUUCUAGAUUAUAGAAUAUUAAUAUAUAUAUUUUAAGAGAGUAAAUACUUUGAAGGAAGUGUAAUUUGGUUUUAUACAUUUCAAUUUUAAAGAUUAAUGGGAGAUUUAAUUGUAAGAUGUAUAAUCUUUGCUUGAAGACAUGUGAAGUAUAGAAUAUUUAUUUUAGGAUAAAAAGGAUAGUCUAAACAACAACAAAAAAAAAUCUUAUGAAGUAUUGGUUAGAAGAGCAAAUAUCUAAUUGCAUAUGAUUAUAUUUAAUCAUUUUUCAUGAAAUGCACAAUUUGCUCCCAUUCAUUACAUGGUAACUAGAUAAGUAUGACUUACAGUAUCUAUAAGCUUCUACUUGAAAAUGUCUUUUUCCUGCUAAUUUGUUGGAAGGGAACCUAUUCAUUUUUUAUUUUUGUUUUGCUUAAAGAAAACUUUGUAAAAAAGAAAUUUUAACAGAAUAAGCAAAUGUGACUAAUAUCACCCACAAAACCCUUGACCAACCUCUUAAAGAAAAAAAAAAAAAAAAAGGAAGAAAAAAAAAAAAAGAAAAAAAAUGUAAAAAUUGCAAUGUUGUUACACAAAUCUGCAUACUACCUGCCUGGAACUGUUGUAGCUGAAUCUCCAUCAAUGUGUACUAGUUUUACAAAGUGUAACUCCAUGUAUUUUCUGCAAGCAUUAUUUUGUUUUCACUUACUGUAAAUAAAAUUGUCACAUUGUUAAAGCUG
Cygnus olor (mute swan) is the source of this 3644-nucleotide messenger RNA. RefSeq names its product fibrinogen like 2 (gene FGL2). The coding region runs from base 1 to 1329 and encodes 442 amino acids. The transcript is spliced from 2 exons. The record is from RefSeq and is a predicted model, not a curated record. NCBI's taxonomy places the organism in Eukaryota, Metazoa, Chordata, Aves, Anseriformes, Anatidae.